AUGGAGGACAUUUUGCUUCACACGUUCGGAUAUUUGAAUGCAAAUGAUCUCAUGAGGUGUCGGAAUGUUUGUCAACUUUGGCGGCGAUUGGCUUCAAAAACGUUCGCUCGCCGACGAAUUUUGAAUUUUGAAACAGAUUUUCAAAAAAGUAUAUCAGAUCCUCUAGCCGUAUCAAGUAUAAUAGAGUUGUAUGGACGAAAUCUAGAAGAACUCCAUCUGACAGCCGUCACAGAUAUAAAGAACUAUAGUAUUGAUGUACCUUCAACGAGUCCUUAUCACUUAACACGUCAUAUUAUCGAAUCUAUUUGUCUUAACUGCCCAAAAAUUAGGAAAAUCUAUAUAAAUAGAAUGAUCGUAACACUCACAGCUAUUGGGAAGAUGAUCCACUUGCCGUCGACCUUAGAGAUAUUUUCAAUUGAAACAUGUCAGCUACCAAGUUCAUCGGACUGUCGACCCAUAAUCGAGAGGAGUUUAAGCAUAUUUUUGAGAAAAAUGGAAAAUAUGCAGGAAUUUCAUCUGCUGGGAGAUUUUGGAUACAAAUUGGAACUGUCAUCUAGUAUUUUGGAACAUUUACCGAGUUCUAUCAAGAAGUUGUCAAUUUCGGGUGCUUUAAUGAGAUUGGAAGAAAUGAACUUUUUGGAAAAAAAGAAAAUUACAUCGUUGACGUUGAACUAUUUGCUGGACAAUCUGUCACAGUUAGAUUCAGUGAGGGAUUCCUUAGAGUAUCUAGAUAUAUCUAAAGCUACGUACAUCAGGGAUUAUCAAUCAAUAGCUUUUCUUUAUAAUCUUAGAGAAUUACAUAUGAAUGAGACAGACGUAGACGAUGAUUGUUUAUCAAAUAUACUCAAUAAUUGUAGAAAAAUAGAAAACCUCUCUAUAUCCAAAUGCUCUCAACUGACGCUAUCGUCUCUAAACCAAUUAGGAAAUUUGAAGAAUUUGAAAACCUUGAAUAUCAGCUACUGUUGUAGAAUCCCCAAUGAGAUAGUUUAUAUUCUUAUUCAAUGUGAGAAGCUGCGUGAUUUGGAUAUCAGCCAUUGUCACAAGAUCAAGCCGGAUUAUGUGGAUAUUUUGCGUCAGAAGUUCAAUUUAAGACGACUCUGGUCGGUUUCUCACUCAAAGCUUCUGCCCUUAUCUGUACUUGAAAGAGGAAACUUGUCUCGAAGAGAAUUUAUUAUUGUAAAUCCAUUUCCUUUUCAUAACUUAACCAAUCGAUAA
Auanema sp. JU1783 is the source of this 1215-nucleotide messenger RNA. Lineage: Eukaryota; Metazoa; Nematoda; Chromadorea; Rhabditida; Rhabditidae. The record is from the annotation of a GenBank genome assembly.